Oncorhynchus tshawytscha (Chinook salmon) is the source of this 4059-nucleotide messenger RNA. Its product is annotated as GEM-interacting protein. Lineage: Eukaryota; Metazoa; Chordata; Actinopteri; Salmoniformes; Salmonidae. Gene Ontology annotation, molecular function: GTPase activator activity. The record is from RefSeq and is a predicted model, not a curated record. Gene Ontology annotation, biological process: activation of GTPase activity; negative regulation of GTPase activity; signal transduction. Gene Ontology annotation, cellular component: plasma membrane. The transcript is spliced from 17 exons. Bases 896 to 3745 code for a protein of 949 amino acids.
UAAAACCUGAUUGUGAUCUAAAGCCUGUCACUCUACAAUCUGGACCUGCCCUCUCUGGAUAAUCCAUAGUCCCAGAAGCCAGCACAGGCAGAGCGAAGGGAAGGGGGACGGACGCGCACACACACACACACACAGGUGGCACAGGGACACUUAUUGCUGAAGUGUGAAGGUGUGCCCACGAGAACGAGACAGGGAGCAAGAGAGAGAGCGAGAUCAACGUCAAACAACACUCGCUACAGAGUCUUAACCGUUUUUGUGGAUUUUUUCUCGGACAUGGAGUUACUUGUUUCAAGAGAGAAGCCUGUUCUAUGCUCUGUAGGAGCAUAUUUUCUCUGCUCUCACUUUUGGAACUGAGAGGGACGUCUGACAACACACAGAGAGGACUUGAGCUCAGAAUUGGAGUGUAGGACUACGCAUCUGUGUUGGAGAAGAAGAAGUGAAACAGGAAUUCGACUUGUCAGAAGACUGCAUUAUUGCUAGAUUUCUUUGCAUGCAGCUCGACUGUGGACCGGUGAAAGGACAGCGGUGCUGAUAGUGACGUUGCAAGAGAACUAGUGAGGGGAAGAAGAGGACCGAGACUGGGGGAAAGAGAGAUUAGAAAGGAGAGGGAGGGAGGAAGGAAGGAAGCACAUGACAUGCAUUGCAGGAUUGUUGCACAUCGCCAUCCGUUGUCACUGAGUCAGAGAGAGAGUGAGAGAGAGAGAGCAGUUGACUGACUUCAGACUGCUGUCAGUCACACCAACACCCUGACUCUAUAACAACCACAACACACCUGCUCUGAUGUUGCCACGUCGAUUACAGCACUCUGGCACCAAGGAGUUGCCACGCCCAGGAAGCAGACCUGGCCCUGUGUCGCUGUGAGGGAGGCGUGGAGCUGGCCCUGCAGUAUGCCAAGAUGUGGUGCCGCUACGCCAAGGACCUGCUGGCCUGGAUGGAAAAAAGAAUCAGCCUGGAGCAAGAGUUUGCCAAGAACAUCGUAAAGGCAGCAGAAACGGCUAAGUCCUGUGUGACUCAGCAGGACAUGAUGCCUCUGCAGUACAUCUACACCAUGGCCCUGGAGCACGAUGUGAAGACCAGCCAAUCUACUAAACAGACAUCAGAACUGCUGCAGCAACGCUGCUACCAGGCCCUGGCAUCCAAGAAGAAUGAGAUUGAUAAGUGGCGCAGGGAGUUCAAGGAGCAGUGGUCCAGAGAACAGAGGAGGAUGAAUGAGGCGGUGGCGGCUCUGAAAAAGGCUCGUCAGCAGUACCUGCAGCGCAGUGAGGACCUGGAGAAGACCAAGGCUGUGACGGCCAAGGCCGGGGACGAGCUGACAGCGGGACACAAGACCCUGGACAAGAGGAGGAAGUCACGUGACGACGCACAGUCAAAGGUGAUAGAGGCAGAGAUGCAGUACAGACAGUGUGUGUGUGAGGCCCAGGACCACCAGGACAAGCUGGAGAGCUUGAAGGAGAAAAUCAUCGUUCACACCCGCAAACUCAUCUGCCAGGGGGACACUGUGCUCAAGGAGGCCACAGUGAACAUGUUCUACUUCCAGCGUCAGCAGACAGAGCCGGUUCCCCUGGGUUACCACAACCUGGAGUUGACCUGCAGGCCGUGUGAACCCGGGGAGCCCUACCUGCUCUACAUCUUUAGGAAGAGAAGCCAAGAACAGCCCCUACAAACCUUCACCUUCCAGGAGUUUGUCCCUCAGAACAAAAGUGGCCGUCGUAAGACCAGCAACCCUAGCUCUCUACAGGACUCCUCCCUGCCUGAAGAAAGUCUGGUUAAACGUAAGGGCUACAGUGACAGUGAGAGCAUCGGAGGCAGUCUGGAGUCUCUGUCCAGCCCAGCCCAUGGCAACAGGAGGCUUCCUAAAGCCCCCUCCACAGGGACAAUGUCAUCAGACGACCCGGAUGAGAGGGACAUAGGCACCGUCCUGGAAGGAGAUUGUGUGGACUCCACUCCAGAAGGGAACGGUACGGCGGGGAAGGUACGGACUACGUCCCGAGCCGCACUGACACACCGACUCAGGAAGAUGAAGAGCAAGAUGGUGAAGUGCAAACAGUGUGACAAUUACAUCGUGGUCAACGGCAUCGAGUGUGAGGAGUGUGGCAUGGCGGUUCACAGGAAGUGUCUGGAGGUGUUACAGCAUGAGUGUGAGAACAGGAAGGGUGUUCUGUUUGGGGUGGGUUUCUCCCUGUUGCCCCGGGACCGGCCUGACGAGGUGCCCUUCGUGGUCCAGCGCUGCACGGCCGAGAUAGAGAGCAGGGCCCUCACUCUACAGGGGGUGUAUCGUAUCAGUGGGUCGAAGCCUCGCAUCCAGAAGCUGUGUCAGGUCUUCGAGACCCAGAAGGACCAGGUCGACCUCUCUGACCUUUCACCUCAUGACGUCACCUCAGUCCUCAAACACUUCUUCAAGGAGCUUCCAGAGCCGCUGUUGACCUUUGACCUGUACAAUGACUUCAUCUGGGUGGGCAAGGAGAUCCAGCGUCUCAGUGAGAGGGAGGCGACAGCAGAGACUCCUGGGAUAGUGGAGGACCUCACAUAUAGCCUGAGAGACCUGCUGGGGAGACUGCCCCCAUACCGCUACUACACAGUGCAGCAUAUGAUGCGUCACCUCCACAGAGUAUCAGAGAACUACGAGGAGAACAAGAUGUCUCCCAGUAACCUGGGCAUCGUGUUUGGUCCGACCUUGCUGCGCCCGCUGGUGUCUGUAGACGUGUCCAUGGUGGCCCUACUGGAGACCACCUACCAGUCCCUACUGGUGGAGUUCCUCAUCACACACCACCAACACAUCUUCGACGCUCCACCUCCCGCUCCCACCACCCCCCUCCCUGACACCCCUCCCCGGGCGACGUGUUCAGGCGGGGCCCAGAAGAAUGUUGCAGGGGCUGACCCUGGCUCUCAGGACCCCCCUGCUGGAGGAGCCUUGUCCAGAGAACGCCCCCGCUCUCUAGAGACUCGCACAAUCAAGAGAGACUUGAGUGAGGGUUAUAUAUCUGACAAGUCGUCGUCCAAUGAGGCAGUGGACCAUCUCAGCCCUGAAGCCAAUGAGAGAGCAGUCGUGGCUGUGAGGGGGACAUCAGCAGAGGCUGCUGCUCUGGGUGAUCUGGUGUGGGGUCCAGAAGCAGGGGACUCUCCCUCUGUGGGGACCCAGCCACAGAGCCACUUCAGUAGGCAGCCUGUCAAAUACCAGCGCCAGCCCACCCCGGGUCUCCGCCGCUCUGCGGGCACUACCAGGGCUGGGCUGCUCGGGGAAGAGGAGGAUGAAGAAGAGGAGGAUGAAGAGGAGGAGAGGAGGAGAAACCAGUCGAGGAGCGAAGACAGCAGUCGUAGCCCCUCCCCUGACCCUGGUAGCCAGAGAAGGAGAAGCCUUCGAUUGGAGCUCCACCCCGAGACCACCGCCUACCACCUGCUCAGCCAGGCUGGAGGCCACGCACCAGAGAAUCAGACAGAAAGAGAGAAGACACGCCCAUAUGAGGUUCCACAGGGCAGACUGCGGGCGGGGACAGUGGUAGUAGAACCCUCAAUAGCUGCAACAGCAGUAGCGACACCGAGCACCGGUGCUCAGGAGGCGUGGCUUAGGAGUCGGUUAGCCACAUUGUCUCAGCUGAACGUGAACCAGUCCAAUAACAGUCAGGGGUGGUUGGGUGAGAGGCGGAGACAGGGCGGAGAGGAGGGUCUGAGUGGCCCGGCCCAGAGAAUCCUGUCAGGACUGAAGCUCAGACGCAGCCCCUCAGGACUGCAGCAACACUUUGUCUGAGGAAGGAUGAAACUUUAAACCAUAGAAUUGGAACCACAUUCGAGAAUGGACAUUCCUCAUUCAAAUCACCGUUUCGUGACUGGCAGGAUUCUAUUUCUAUGGUUAAACCCCUAGAAGGGAUGAAUUGUACUGUGUAACUUCAAAUGUUUUUUUACAAAUACAGUGAAAAUGUACAUCCGCUCAUGAUUAUUCCAGAAUACUCAUAAAUACAGAACAUACAUGAUUACUCCAGAAUACUCAUAAAUACAGAACAGUACCAGUCAAAAGUUUGGACACACCUACUCAUUCAAGGGUUUUUCUUUAUUUUUUACUAU